Messenger RNA from Astyanax mexicanus (Mexican tetra), 2553 nucleotides. RefSeq lists its product as uncharacterized. The transcript has 3 exons. The record is from RefSeq and is a predicted model, not a curated record. Lineage: Eukaryota; Metazoa; Chordata; Actinopteri; Characiformes; Acestrorhamphidae. Bases 302 to 1246 code for a protein of 314 amino acids.
GAGCCCCGCUCUACACACACUACAGCCAGUGAUGGUGGGGAGGCGCAGCCCGGCUCCACUGACUGACUGAACGCGCAGCUCCGCUCCCCGCGCUCCCCUCUCCUCUCCGGGGAACUCUCCGGGGAACUCCAGCCCGCCUGGGGGUCCAGCAGGGCGAUGACCGGUGGUCUCAGGGCAGCGUCAGAGGCGUCCGGCUGAUACAGAGAUGAGUCCUCCCUCCUGAACCAAGACAAUGCAGAACAUAUGCACGGACUUCCCGAGAGCACGGUAACAGAAGAACCAUCGCCCUGCAGUUCCUCAAAUGGAUGACAGAGGGUGCCUCCCUCCAAGCGGGAGUGCUGAGCCCAGACUCCCCACCUCAGCUAUUCAACUGGAACGUGACAGUAGGGUCAGACAGAUCCGAAGGGAGCCAGGUGACCCAGUGACAUCCACACAUAUCCGGAAGGAGGACCUCUCAGAUGUGCCACGCAAGGUGCCUCGCUUCCAGUAUGUGGACUUCCCCUCACUGCACCAGUGCAUCAAACAGUUAUCUGUGCCCCCUCUGGAGGGCUGGUUGGCCUCUUGCCCCCUGGGGAGGGUACAGUCCUGCCAGCCCAGCAGUCCCAAGGAAAAGGUGCCCAAGUUUAAGUACGUUGACUAUCCUUCACUGUACCAUUGCAUCCAGCAGCUGUCCGUGCCUCCUUUAGAGAUCUGGAGCUCAGGCCUGACAAAGCCCGGGCCUGCCUCAGGGGACUUAAGGGACAAGACUGUGGCUGGGCAGACUUCCUCUCAGGUGCCUGUGCACCACAGAGAGAAGCACCAAGAGGUGCAGGGGCAUAGAGCUGAGCUGGAAAGCAGAGUUCCAAUUCCAAGUGGUCAUGGAGUCAGGCUGCACCCAAAAGACAUGCUUUCAGGUCAGACUUCAGAAACGGGGAUAAGCCCCCGUACAAAUGUGGAUGAGACCCCUCAGAAGCCCUCUGGUUCUAGAUCUGAGUCAGUCUCUAAAACUGAACCAGAAAGAGUAGCAACAAGGAACGAGAGGGAUAUCAGACCAUCAGUUAUCAGUAUGGUGCGCACAGAACGACACAAACACAGCACGCAACCAGAGGAAAGUUUAAAGAGGCGAACAUCUCCAGAUCCUGUGGAACAAGUGAAGCGGCAGGCAGUUCUGGCAGAGUCGGUCUGUUCCUUCUGCCUGCAGAUAUUUGCAGAUCCUGAAGAACUCUGGAAUCACCAGCGCAGCCACAAAGACAAGAAACCGCACUGAUGACCUGAUUCAGAGGCUCUACGAUAUCACUGGUCACCUGUUCAGUAACCUGUUCAGUUUGGCCUUAAUCUAUCAGCGCAUUCCACAUCUACAGACUGCUCCAGCUCCAGACUGACAAAGCCUUCCCUGCUAGGAAUGGUCGGUCAUUCUGGCUACUGUUACAGUGUUAGCUAUGGGGAGACCAAGCAAUUUGAAGACACAUUAUUAAACAUCAUUAAAAAAAAGACUUUUUGGCCUUUGAGUAAACCCAAACACCAGUUAGCUGUUAGCAUAUGAACCUUUCAAAUGUUCAUUGGUUUAAUUUGAAAGAAAAAAAAACAAUAUUCAAAAUAUAAUGGAUAGACAGGCAGAGACAUGAUUAUACACACACAUGCCUCAUACAAAGGUAAUAUUUACUUUUCUACAUGACCAGCUGACGUAACACUGUUGGCCUCCGGGCUGGAAGAGUGGAGACUCUGGGGGGAGUAUAUCUGAUGAAACUAGCUUUAAAUACAACUGGUGUUCCAGUGUUUCCCAUUUAUGGUCUUUUAGGCAGUAAAUGGUACUUUAUUUACCUAGCAAACGGUCGGGAAGCUCAGAGCCUGGUGUCUCAACAGUGCUGCAGGAACGUACUAUAGAUCAUUAUUACAUCUUUAGAGUUUCUCAGCCCAAUCCAUGGGACCCCAAAGAGCUAGCAGCGUGUGUUUACUUGGUUGAGGUGUGUUGGGGGUAGGGUAGGAACUGAAAAUACAGAGUGAUUCAAAAGUCGCAGGAAACCCUUUCAUUUCAGAAAAGAAAUUUGGUGGUUUUCAAGAUGGCGUCCAUCUUCCAAACAUAGUCUAAAAGACUAUGUCUAAGUCACUUCUCCCAUUACUUGCUGGGUUUUCAAAUGUAUAAUUUUUCCUUUCAGUUUUGAAAUACAAGGAUGUCUUGCGAAUUUUGACUUGUACCCUGUACAUUCAGGCUGGCAUAAGGGCCAUUGGAACUAAGUUUAGGGCUCUAUUUGAGUGGAGAUGAUCCCAACUUUGGGAAACCAGACCCAGAACAAGACACAGACGUGUACACUGGAUGUUAUAAGUACAGUAGUGUCUCUGGUUGACUAUCUAGCUUUGGGUGCCUAUCAAAAAGUGGCUGUUGCAUAUGCUGCAAAAAUAGGCUUGUUGAUCAUUUGUUACCUGAUCUUUUUAAUCUUUGUAUUUCUGAUGUCUUUUUUUAAGGUCAUUGAUGUACAGUUGCUUAGAGUUAAUAGAUCUAAUUUAAGACUUCUAAACUGGUUUUCAAAAUGUUUCUUGUUUGUGUGCAUUAAAGAUUUUUUUGUACAGAUGUAA